This is a messenger RNA of Eimeria maxima, 624 nucleotides long. RefSeq lists its product as hypothetical. The record is from RefSeq and is a predicted model, not a curated record. Lineage: Eukaryota; Apicomplexa; Conoidasida; Eucoccidiorida; Eimeriidae. The transcript is spliced from 4 exons. The coding region runs from base 1 to 624 and encodes 207 amino acids.
AUGGUUAGAUCUUCGGAUAAUACAGGCAUCUUUACGGAGGCUCUUAUCUUUAAUAGAGAGCAGCAGCAGCAGCAGCAGCAGCAGCAGCAACAGCAGCAGCAGCAGCAGCAGCAGAAUGGUAAUGCUCUUAGCUGCUCGCGCUGCAGCAGUUUAGGCAGCAGCAGGAGGCGUAGUAAUAGCACAGCAGCAGCAGCAGACGCAGCAGACUACGGGGAAGAAAUGCAACAGCAGCAGACUAUGCUGGAGAACCAGCAGCAGCAACAGCAGCAACAGCAGCAGCAGCAGCAGCAGCAGCAGCAGCAGCAGCAGCAAGGCCGCAUGCAACAGGAGGAUGUCUUAACUGUAGCUGUGGGCGUCUCUCUGCAGUGGCAGCAAGAAGAUAUGCUGCUGCAGCAUGUGCAGCAAUUAAGGAAGCAGGUACAAGACCUGCAAGACACACUUGCUGCGCUGCAGCUGCAGAACAGCAGCAGCAGCAACAACAAUCAGCAGCAGCAACAGCAGCAGCAGCAACAGCCACUUUCCCUAUCCGAUCUGCAGCAGCAGCAGCAGCAGCAGCAAGAAGAAGAAGAGGAAGAAGAAGCUGAAUCUGUCUGUUGGAGUCUUGACCCUCGUGAUUAUAAGUAA